This is a messenger RNA of Trachymyrmex septentrionalis, 687 nucleotides long. RefSeq lists its product as uncharacterized. The transcript is spliced from 2 exons. Bases 1 to 687 code for a protein of 228 amino acids. The record is from RefSeq and is a predicted model, not a curated record. Lineage: Eukaryota; Metazoa; Arthropoda; Insecta; Hymenoptera; Formicidae.
AUGAGUUCGGAUUCAGUCGAUCAUAAUCGGUGCCGAUCUAUUCGCACGCUCGUUCUCGACGGUGUUCGAAAAGGUUCCGGACAUGAGUCUACCGCGCAAAAUACUACUCUCAGCUGGAUUCUGUCUGGACCAGAAGCUCCACAGAGCCCUGAAAAACAUCAGUGCGAAGAGCACUUCAAAGCCACACAUUUCCGUACGCCGGAAGGACGUUAUAUCGCUCGACGACCGUUUAAAAACGGACCAUCUAUCUCGAUAGGCGAAUCGCGCUCUACCGCCGUUUCGAGCUUUCGCCGCUUGGAACAACGCUUAAUUCGCGACCCCAUUAAUGCUUCCGAAUAUCGCGAAUUUCUCGCAGAUUACGAAACCUCCGGUCACAUUAUCAAAAGUCCACAGACAAAAAUCAGCAGACAAAAUCAGAGCAAAACUAUUACAUUUCGCAUCAUGCUGUCUUACGUGAUAGCAGUGCAACCACCCGCUUACGAGUGGUCUUCAAUGCUUCAUGCCGCACCAAAUGGAAUAUCGUUGAACGACCAUAUGCUCAUUGCCCCUAAACUCCAGAAGGAUUUAGCCACUGUCAUAAUGCAGUGGCGCCAAUACCGUUACGUAUUCACCACCGAUAUCGCUAAAAUGUAUCGGCAAAUAUUAGUCAAUUCCAGGGACACCUCAGCGCAUUGUAUGGCAAUCUAA